Messenger RNA from Zeugodacus cucurbitae (melon fly), 2557 nucleotides. Its product is annotated as protein regulator of cytokinesis 1-like. Gene Ontology annotation, molecular function: microtubule binding. NCBI's taxonomy places the organism in Eukaryota, Metazoa, Arthropoda, Insecta, Diptera, Tephritidae. Gene Ontology annotation, cellular component: cytoplasm; spindle; mitotic spindle midzone. The record is from RefSeq and is a predicted model, not a curated record. Bases 186 to 2258 code for a protein of 690 amino acids. The transcript is spliced from 2 exons. Gene Ontology annotation, biological process: microtubule cytoskeleton organization; mitotic spindle midzone assembly.
GUGUAUCGAUAUUUUUAGUGACAUCAACAUGUUUGAAAUCAAAUUUACAACUGAAAAGUCAUAAAACGCGCUGAAUAUUUUAAGUUGUGAAUUUUUGUUUGUAGUAAUUUUAUGUAUACAAGUGUUCUUAUUAUUAAGUUUCUAUAUAUUGCUAGUAAAGGAACUAACGGGAGAAAAUUAGUAAGAUGGCUGACUUUGAAAAGGAAAAUUUGGAACUACAAAGGCUAAUGGCAGAAAAUGUUAAUGAUCUCGCUUCAAUAUGGACAGAGAUGUUUGAUGAAGAAAUGUGCUUAUUUAAUUUUAAGAAACUAAAGGAACAUGUGAAGACAUUUUUUACAGAAUUGAAAGAAGAGUCUUUACAAAGACGUGGACUCAUAGAAAAUGAAAUAGAAGAGUUAAACAAAGAAGCCGAUAUGCUUUGUCGCUUAUUAAAAACAAAUGUGGAGUUACCAAGAAUUGAAGAUCGAAAUGUACCAUUGCUCGUUCUUCAGUCCAAAAUGGAUAAAAGUUUAACCGAUUUGCGAGAACAGUUACGGCGGCGCCGUGAGGAAAUUUGCGAGCUUUUACUUGAGCAGGAAGGCCUAUGUGAGGAGUUGGGCGAAGCUCCUCGCCCUCUUUUAGCUGAUCCUUUACCUUCAGAAGAGGAAAUUUUAGAAUUUCGUAGUCACUUAGACCAACUAAAGAUGGAGCGAAUGGAACGCUUAAACGAGAUGUCAGUAUUACGACGGGAGAUAAAAAAUUAUUUAAAUAUAUUAGAGACACAAGUAAAUACAGACACGGAAGACAGACUAUUGAAUCACAGACAAAUUAAACUGAAUGAAGAGACUUUUAAAGCACUUAGGCGUAUGCAAGAAUUAUAUGGAGCGCGUGUACAAGCUUUGUCAGAUCGCAUAGAUAGUAUGCGUAAGAAAUUAGAUUCACUGUGGGGGCGAUUAAAAACGUCUCCUAAUACGCGCAAUAAAUUUAAACGUCAUACAGAAUAUAACCACCAAACAUAUAAUACACUUAAAGAAGAACUACAUCGAUGCGAAUCUUUACAAAGUCAGAAUAUAAAAGAAUGUCUCCAACAAAUACGUACAGAAAUAGUAGAAUGGUGGGAUAAAACUCUAAAAUCUGAAACGGAGAGAAAUCGUUUUUCCAACUUUCACAAUAAUUGCUAUACAGAAGAUCUAUUAGUAUUACAUGAAAUUGAGUUGGAGGAUUUAAAAAGAUUUUAUGAAAAUAACCAUCAGAUAUUUGAACUUUACAAUAAUAGAAGAUUAUUAUGGGACCGAAUGAUUGCUCUCGAGGUUAAAGCUUCAGAUCCCGGACGUUAUAACAACCGUGGGGGCCAAUUACUCAAAGAAGAAAAAGAACGGAAAACAAUUGCUACAAAGUUACCGAAAAUUGAGCAACAAAUUCGAGAAUUAGUUGUUGCUUUCGAAGAAAAAGAGCAUCAGGAAUUUCGUGUUUAUGGUGAAAAUAUUUUAGAGUUGAUGGAAAAGGAAUGGGAGAAAAAACGUCAAGAAAAAGAGAAAAUGAGCAGUGCACGGAAAAUAGCUCAAACUCCUCAUCCAAUUACUGGUCGAACACCCAUGUCAGGAAAAAACGGUUCAAUGGUUUCAAUGCGUAAAGCUACCUCUAAUACUAACUUAUCGACAUUACCGUCUGCGUCUGCCAACUCAGCGAAGAAACGAAAGCUGCUUCAAAAUGAAAGAAAUACACCAUUGGCUAAAAGAAGUUUGGUUUUUCCUCUUAACAGCCCAAUGGUUUUUUCUAAACCAACCGUAAAUGCACGAAAUACAGCUUUAUCUGCGGGAGUUAAGUUACCGACAAAACCUUCCUUCAAAUCACCAUUAAAGAAAUCGCGAGUUAUUGCAACCACAAUUCGUCGUAGAUCGGGACGUCAAAGUACUGGAAGCAAAAAACGUUCCUCCUUGAAUAAGAGUGUUAAAAAAAAGACUGUUGCGACACCGAAAAUUCGUAUCAAUGAUGGGUCAGAUUGGAAUACGGAUGAAGCUACAGAUGAUGCUUAUGAAUCCUUCCAGAAAAGCAUUGAUCCUGAUUCACGUUCAUCCAUAAUACACACGGCAUUUUCGCGUGCUGCAUCGACAUCGACUAUGUCGACUCGGUCCAAACGAAUGCAUCCAAGUGACAGUCCUGUUGUGCACUUGCCUAAUCCUCGCGCUGGAUUUCACCAUCCACUUACACCAUCAAAAAGAUCACCCGCAGCAAGCAGCCGAAAACUUACCACAAAAAAUUUGCCUAUUAUUAUUUAAAAUAUAAGAACUAAUUUUGUUAGACGUUAGAGAUUUAAGUUUCUUAUAUAUUUUAUUAAUUUUCGAUGUUAAUUCCCAGACAAUUUUGUAUUUUUUUUAUAUUUAAGAUUUUUAUGAAAUCAUCAAUAUUUCGAUUCUUGGACACUUGUUAUUGUAAUGAAGUUUUUGUCAUAAGGCUUUCGGUGAUUGGACAUAAAAGGGGCUACACAAUAAAAAUAUAUAUUUUUGAUUUUCAAAUAAAAGUUUACGCAAUCAAUGUUAAAUAUAUGAAUUUAUACGAAUGUAUAUUUAAAAAUAAA